Molecule: messenger RNA, 1191 nt
Organism: Spea bombifrons (plains spadefoot toad)
Lineage: Eukaryota; Metazoa; Chordata; Amphibia; Anura; Pelobatidae
Product: olfactory receptor class A-like protein 1
Exons: 1
Coding region: 1-975 (324 amino acids)
Biological process (GO): G protein-coupled receptor signaling pathway
Cellular component (GO): membrane
Molecular function (GO): pheromone receptor activity
Source: RefSeq, a predicted model, not a curated record
AUGGAUGUCCGACUUUUAGUCAAAGCUGUUGGCUUCUUUCUACUGGUGUUGAUCGGGAUCCCUGGAAAUAUGUACAUUUUGCUAAAAUUUGCUGUUGUUCGAGUAAUGGAGAAGAAACUGCUACCAGCAAACAUCAUUCUCAUGGUUUUAUCUUUAGUGAAUCUCCUUAUUGUCAUCUCAAGAGUCAUUCCUCAGUACCUCCAUGCCAUAGGAGUGGAAAAUUUAUUGGACGAUACCAAAUGUAAAGUCUUUGUGUAUACAUACAGAGUAAGCAGAGCCAUGUCCAUUUGUACAACCAGUCUGUUAAGCUGUCACCAAUGCAUUCUCAUUGCUCCUAAAGUCAAGUUAUGGGCCUCUCUGAAGCAAAAGGUGACCCAUAAUAUAUGGAAAAUAAUUCUGAUUAUUUUGUUAGUCAAUCUAGUACUCUACCGUACCAGCCUUAUGUAUGUUCAUUCGAAAAAGAACGCUACAACCUCGCCAUAUACUCUGCACUUGGUCUACUGUGACACUGAUUAUUUAAACUAUAUCAAUUACAUUACAAACGGAAUUGUUUUUGCUUCCAGGGAUUUUCUGUUUGUCGGGAUGAUGGCUAUGGCUAGCAGUUAUAUUGUGUACACUUUGCUUCAUCAUGAAAAAUCAAUAAGAGGCAUGCGAAGCUCAGACAAAGCUCAUGGGAAAUCAGUCGAGUACAAGGCAUCUCGAGCAGUCAUCUUGCUUGUUACAUUGUAUGUGCUGUUGUUUGGCUUCGAUAAUUCCAUGUGGAUGUACACCCUGACUCUGUCCAAUGUUAAACCUGAUAUGAAUGAUGUCAGAAUUGCUUUAGCGUGCUCAUACUCUGCAAUGAGUCCAGUAGUAAUCAUUGCAACAAACCCCAAGUUACACAUCAAGCAAAAGUUUGCACUUUGGAGCAGGCUGUUACUCUUCAACCACCAAAGGUGUACAGAAAAGAGCAUACAUGUAGAAUGUGUCAGUUGACAUCAGCGAUUACAAUUUAGCAUGCUGCUGCAUUUGUUUGGUACGAUUUCAGGUAGACAAUUCCAAAAUAUGGCCAGAUGUUGGAUAUAAGGGUCUUUCUGAUAAAUAUCUUGUGGUUUCCUAUGGUAUUUUACACAGUGAUUAAGGUGCAUUGGUGGUCACAACAGAUGUCAUCUCAGCCUUUAGUUUCCUCCUCUUGUAGCUCAGUGGACUAGC